ACGGUUGGCAAACCGGUGACAGACGAAUAAAUAACUUCUUCCCCAGUCAACAUAAAUCGUUCUUAAAUAAACAGUACUGUAUAUAUGUAUGUACAGAAUAUUACGUUAACCAAAAGUCAAAUACAAAAUUUGCAAAUAAAAUCGAGUACACGGCUCAGGCAUAACAAACUCUAACAAGUUUACGUGUUAAGUUAAUAUUGCUUGCAGCCUGUUUACCUGUCUAAUUAAUUCCAAAAUCGCGUAAAAUAAACAAAAGUUAAAACGAGAAACAAUGUUAUUUCUAUGGCUACUAUUUAUGUUGCUGCCAAAUUUGAUUUUAUGUCAAGAGGAAAAACCACCUGCCAGGCCGAAUAUUAUUUUUAUUUUGGCUGAUGAUCUGGGCUUUAAUGAUGUGGGUUUCCAUGGCUCAGCAGAGAUUCCCACGCCCAAUAUUGAUGCUUUGGCUUAUUCUGGAAUUAUUCUAAAUCGUUACUAUGUGGCACCCAUUUGUACUCCUUCAAGAUCUGCUUUAAUGACCGGGAAAUAUCCAAUUCAUACGGGAAUGCAGCAUACAGUUCUCUAUGCCGCUGAACCACGAGGUUUGCCGCUGGAGGAGAAGAUACUGCCCCAGUAUUUGAACGAGUUGGGUUACACCUCUCACAUAGCUGGCAAAUGGCAUCUCGGUCAUUGGAAGCUGAAAUAUACUCCACUGCAUCGAGGCUUUAGUAGCCAUGUCGGAUUCUGGUCAGGUCAUCAGGAUUACAACGAUCAUACUGCCGUUGAAAACAAUCAGUGGGGUUUGGAUAUGCGUAAUGGCACCGAAGUGGCCUAUGAUCUUCAUGGACAGUACACAACGGAUGUGAUAACUGAACACUCGGUCAAGGUUAUUGCCAACCAUAAUUCCACCAAUGGUCCUCUCUUCCUCUACGUGGCACAUGCAGCAUGCCAUUCGAGUAAUCCGUAUAAUCCGUUGCCAGUUCCGGAUAACGAUGUGGUCAAGCUGGGACAUAUUCGACAUUAUAAACGUAGGAAGUUUGCAGCUAUGGUAUCCAAAAUGGACGACUCCGUGGGUGAAAUCGUAGACCAGCUGCGUAAAUCCAACAUGCUGGAAAACUCUAUUAUUAUAUUCUCCUCGGAUAAUGGUGGUCCAGCCCAAGGAUUUAACCUGAACUUUGCCUCAAAUUACCCCUUGAAAGGUGUUAAGAACACCCUGUGGGAGGGCGGAGUAAGAGCAGCGGGUCUCAUCUGGUCACCUCUGCUGAAGAAAAGCCAGCGGGUUUCCAAUCAGACGAUGCACAUCGUAGACUGGCUACCCACGCUCCUCGAAGCAGCUGGUGGUCAACCCUCUGUGGCUAAUCUUAGCAAAGCAAUCGACGGUCAGAGUAUUUGGAGGUCUUUGGUACAGGAUAAGGCAUCACCACGUCUUAAUGUGCUCCAUAAUAUCGAUGACAUUUGGGGAAGUGCCGCCAUCAGCGUAGGAGAUUGGAAAUUGGUCAAGGGCACCAACUAUCGAGGCAGUUGGGAUGGAUGGUAUGGACCAGCUGGAACAAGAGAGCCCAAUCUCUAUGACUGGCAAAUGGUGGCGAAGAGUAGGUCAGGCAAAGCCUUGGAAGCACUCCGUAUGCUGCCAAGUCGAGCGGAUCUGCAGAGAUUACGGGCAGCUGCCACAGUCUCCUGCCAGAGUCAAUCCUCUGAAGGAACCAGUUGUAAGGCCACCGCCUUUUCAGCUCCAUGCUUGUUCCACAUUCGCAAUGAUCCUUGUGAGCAGUUCAAUCUGGCAAAGCAAUAUCCGGAAGUUGUAAACGCCUUGUUGGUAGAGUUGGAGCGCUUUAACUCUACAGCAGUGCCGCCUUCAAAUAAGCCUGCUGAUCCUCGUGCUGAUCCCAGGUUCUGGAACUUUACGUGGACCAACUUUGGGGACUAUCAAAACAAUGAUGUUGAUUCGGCUAGUGGGGAUAUAAGUUUAGUAAAGACUGCUUAGAAUAAAAGUGAUGAAGUUUUAG
Messenger RNA from Drosophila eugracilis, 1982 nucleotides. RefSeq names its product arylsulfatase I. The record is from RefSeq and is a predicted model, not a curated record. The coding region runs from base 272 to 1960 and encodes 562 amino acids. The transcript has 7 exons. Lineage: Eukaryota; Metazoa; Arthropoda; Insecta; Diptera; Drosophilidae.